Messenger RNA from Aspergillus uvarum CBS 121591, 285 nucleotides. RefSeq lists its product as uncharacterized. The record is from RefSeq and is a predicted model, not a curated record. The transcript has 3 exons. The coding region runs from base 1 to 285 and encodes 94 amino acids. NCBI's taxonomy places the organism in Eukaryota, Fungi, Ascomycota, Eurotiomycetes, Eurotiales, Aspergillaceae.
AUGAACUACGUCUUGAAUGACUCUGGUAUCACGAUCAAAGGAUCAGGGCUGUCUCUGAAGAGCUACGGUGAUUACCACACGCAGAGUGGGAAUGUAGUCCUGCGCCAAUUAGCGAAUGUGGAAGGCAAGUUUUCGCGCCCGGUCUUGACUAAGAGCCCCGAUUUCCUGGGCAAGACACUUCUCAAAGCCUCGCUUUGGGAUAACAUAUCUCGUCCGAGUCAGGAGGUAUUUACGGCCAGGCGCCAGAGCUGGGAGCCUGCGAUUGAAAUGGCCAAGCAGGACUAG